This is a messenger RNA of Uranotaenia lowii, 8245 nucleotides long. RefSeq names its product tyrosine-protein phosphatase 99A-like. Gene Ontology annotation, biological process: protein dephosphorylation. Bases 1113 to 5240 code for a protein of 1375 amino acids. Gene Ontology annotation, molecular function: protein binding; protein tyrosine phosphatase activity. The record is from RefSeq and is a predicted model, not a curated record. NCBI's taxonomy places the organism in Eukaryota, Metazoa, Arthropoda, Insecta, Diptera, Culicidae. The transcript is spliced from 17 exons.
GUUAUCCUCGCUCGCGUUCGGCUCGGCCACGGAGAGUUUGUCGGAAAGUGCGGUUAGGCUUGGUUUGUCAGCGUUCGGAUUCGCGCGGGUGAGACCUGUUUUUUCGCUUUCUUCCAAGGGAUUUCCUCGGCGGAAGGAGCUGGAUGUUUGAAACCGAAUGCCAGAGCUGAAGCAACCACAAUAAAAACUCAACAAAACAAUGCCGACAUCGAUUUCCAGUAACGCUAUCCCCUAAUCCUUGAAUGGGAUGCACGGUUCCCUGAAAUCUGGGUACGGCAUGUGAAUAUGUGUGGGUACCCCAUUCUUUCAGUUUUAAUGGAAGCUAUCAGCACCAGCAAAAAGUGACUGCACUUGGAGGGGUUGUCGGUUUGAUUUUUUUCUUCUUCGCCUGCAAAAGCAAAAUCAAAUGCGGAAGGAAUUUCCACCGGGUGGCGACGUCCAAACCAAAGCUCGAAAGCACAAGGAAAAACGCGAAACCAGCUACAAAAACAUAGCCAAGCUGCUUCCGAGUUGUUCCAGUGAUAGGUGGAUUUUUGCGAAAUCAGCACUUGGUCCGGGGGACCAUUGAUGGCCAGUAGUUUUGGGGGUGGAGUGGAAGCAAAAAAAAGUGAAUUCCAAAACGACUCAGGUGCCAAUGCCAUUGUGAAUGAUAGUCAAUGCGAAAUACCUACUAUGGGUGGGGAGCUAAAAGUGGAGUUUAUGUGUGUCGGUGUGAUUGUGGGAAGGUAUUUGUGUUGUUUCCUAUUCAGGAAUUAACCGGGUACAUUCGGAAACGGGAUAGGAAAUUCGUUACCAGGGAUCGUCUUUGCUUCCGGGGAAUAAUGGUCAGUUGAAUCGUUCAUUAUUCUCCACUAGAGGUCCUCGGUAAGCUACCGAGACAUACUCGUGAAAAAGUUCAACUCCCGGAAAAAAGAAACUAAGGAAGCAUCCCUAUGUGGAUGCAGAUGUCGAAAUUCGUCGAAUACACUCUAAUGGUUUCGUAACUAGCUGCAGCUAAUCAAACCGAUGCAUGGCUGCCGGGCUAAAGUGUUUUAUUAGUGCCAGUUUAAGGAUAACAAUUGGUAGUUUUGAAAGCUAGCUUCGUAUGAGUUUCUUAGAAGUGGAAAAGUCUGAUGGGAAACGACCGUGGAAAACGAAGUCGUUCUCGCAACACUGCUAAAAGCUAUCUUGGCCAAACCAUGAUCGUGUAUGGGUUGUUAGUGCUGUUUUUCGUAAUUGGAGCAGACGCCAAUCGAGUGCUCGAUUCCCAGGAAAACAAUGGCUCCCUGGUUCCGGUUCGAUACGUGGCCGUGGCUGGACGAAAUGCUACCCUCCAGUGUCCCGGGGCUGGCCAUCAGUCACUGGUCGAUUCUCUCGUUUGGCGAUCUGGACAAAUUAUCAUCGCAGAAUACGUCGACGGGUCGCCAUUGGCCGGCAGCCCCAGGAUUACCCUGGUACCUGGUAAUUUCAGUCUUCACUUCAGUCCGGUAUUUGCUUCGGAUUCGGCCGAGUACAGCUGCCUGAUCAACAAACGGCGCAGUCCGGAGGCCAUAGUGGAGCUGCUGGUGCAAGAUGUACCGGAUCCACCCGGGCGGCCGUUGGUGGUCAGUUUUACGUCCCGAUCGGUCAAUUUGUCCUGGGCGGUCUCGCAGAAUCCGAAAAAUCCACCAAUCGAGAAUUUCAUUAUCGAGACAAGGGUCGGCGAAAAUGGUGACUGGGACCAGGUGGACCCGAUCUGGACCAACGGAACGGUGGGCUCGAUUCAGGUGACCGGGCUGCUUCCGUUCACCGUGUACAGCUUUCGGGUGCUCGCCGUCAACUCGCUCGGGCACAGUGCACCUUCAAAGGAGUCCUAUUAUUUCGUCACGCUGCGUGAAGCCCCGACCGGCAAACCGGUAACGACGAUAGCCCACAACACUUCCGCCACGUCGCUGUACAUCUCCUGGAAACCGCCGGCGCCGGAGACGAUACUCGGGGAAUUCCUCGGUUACCGGAUUACGUACCGAUCCCGGGACCAUCGCCAGCAACAGCAACAACAUCAAGAACAACAGCAUCAUAAUCGUCAGCAGCACGACAACGAAGAAUCGGAACAACAGCAACAUCAACAAGUACUGCUGCUUGAGGAGCAACAUCAUCUUCAUCACCAUCAACAUGAGCUGGAACAUCGGCACGGCGAAUUCCACGAGGAAGUUCAGGAGAUUUACAUCCGUGACAGCACCGUGGAGAGCCACGAGAUCCACCACCUGCAAACGUACACCCAGUAUCUGGUCUCGAUUCAGGUGUUCAAUCCGGAAGGACUCGGACCGCCAACCACGGUGCUUGUCAUGACCGAUGAGGGAGUGCCCAGCAAACCGUUGAAUCUUAGCGUCCUCGAAGUAACCUCAACCACUAUCAAGAUCACAUGGCGGGAGCCGGAGAAGCAGAACGGAGCCAUCCACGGCUACCGGGUGUACUACGUCCACCAAAACCAGACGCUGCUCCAUCUGCCGAUCCUGAAAGCCAAAGAAGGCAUCAAUUCGGUCUACACCUAUACGUUAUCGAAUUUAAAACCGUAUACCGAUUACAAGAUGAUUGUGGCGGCAUUUACAAAAAAGUGCGACGGUGAACCCUCGGAAGUUCAUCAGCGGACCGAUAUCAGUGGCCCUAGUGCCCCCAAGGUGGUCAAUCUGACCUGUCACUCGUUGGAUGCUCUUUUCUUUGGAUGGCGCAUUCCGGCCACCUACUACAACACCAUCGACUACUACAUCGUGAGCUACCGGAACGAGCUGCACUCGGAUCUCCGGGACAUCCGGAUAACGGCCAACGCUUCGAUUGUGGAAACUUCGAUGAUUAUUCCUAAUCUAACGUCUAACAUGGUGUACGAAGUGAAGGUUAGAGCUGCUUCGAUUAGCGUCAUCAAUCCCAAACAGCUCAUCCUGGGAUCGUACUCGGAACCCAAGAAGAUCUCGCUACAGCCAAAUUGUGAAAAACUCCCGCCAGCCUCCCAGCGCCAGUCCUUCGACGAUUACAACCUUGCGGUGCUAGCCGGAAUCGUCGUUAGCUGCUUCGGAUUGCUGCUGGUCGUAUUGGCCUUCCUUCUAUGGAAAAAAUGCUUCCACGCCGCAUACUACUACCUGGACGAUCCGCCACCCUCGAGUCAGGGCACCGGUGGGGGCGGAAGCCACGGACCAUCGGCCGCCAUCAUCGACUGGGAAUCGCCGAGUGAGGUGGCCGGUGAGGUACGCAGUUCCAUUUCGGUGGCCGAAUUCGCCAAGCACGUGGCGUCCCUGCACGCCGACGGUGACAUCGGUUUUAGCAAGGAGUACGAAGCCAUCCAGGGCGAGGCCCUCAACGACGAGUACCCCUCCGAGUAUUCCCAGCAUCCGGACAACAAGGGCAAGAACCGCUACCUGAAUGUGAUUGCUUAUGAUCACAGUCGGGUUCACCUACGUCAAAUUCCGGGUCAAAAGAAACACCUGGACUACAUCAAUGCGAACUUCAUUGACGGUUACCAGAAAUCCAAAGCGUUCAUCGCUACCCAGGGACCGCUUCCGGGAACCUUCGAUUGCUUCUGGCGGAUGAUUUGGGAACAACGAGUUGCGAUCAUCGUUAUGAUAACCAACUUGGUCGAGCGAGGCCGUAGAAAAUGCGACAUGUACUGGCCCAAGGACGGAGUGGAAACAUAUGGAAUAAUCCAGGUGAAAUUGAUCCGAGAAGAGGUGAUGGCCACCUACACGGUACGGACGUUCCAGAUCAAGCACACCAAACUGAAGAAAAAGAAGGCCUCACAGAUGGAGAAGAUGGUCUACCAGUAUCACUACACAAACUGGCCGGACCACGGAACUCCCGAUCAUCCGCUGCCGGUUAUCAACUUUGUGAAGAAAUCUACCACGGCCAAUCCGUCAGAUGCCGGCCCGAUUGUGGUGCACUGUAGUGCCGGAGUUGGCCGCACAGGAACCUACAUCGUGCUGGAUGCGAUUCUGAAACAGAUCGAAUCCAAGAGUAUGCUGAAUGUGUUCGGAUUCCUGAGGUACAUCCGGGCUCAGCGAAACUACAUGGUGCAAACUGAGGAACAGUACAUAUUUAUUCACGACGCACUGGUCGAAGCCAUCGAUAGUGGCGAGACCAACAUCAAGGUGGACGCGAUCGGUGGUUUGGUGAACAAUAUCGAUUUUAUUGAUGGACAGUAUAAGCUUAUCACUAGCUACCAACCGAAGGAGAUCAACCUGACGUCGGCCCUGAAGCCGGUCAAUGCCAUCAAGAAUCGCAGCUCGCUGGUACCGUUGGAGGGGAGCCGAGUCCAUCUGACACCGAAGCCGGGUGUCGAGGGAAGCGAUUACAUCAACGCCACCUGGUUGCACGGAUUCCGGCGGUUGAGAGACUUCAUUGUCACCCAGCAUCCGCUGAUCGAAACGUUCAAGGACUUUUGGCAGAUGGUUUGGGAUCACAACGCCCAGACGGUGGUGCUGCUGUCAUCGGCCGACAAUAUGUCCUUCCUCCAGUUUUGGCCCAUCGAUUCGGAACCGAUCGAGAGCGACUACUACCGGAUCCGCAUGGUGUCGGAGGCGGCCGAGCAGAACUUCGUGGUGCGCAACUUCGUGAUCCAAUCGAUCCAGGACGACUACGAGUUGACGGUGCGGAUGUUCGAAAAUCCGAUGUGGCCAGACAUGGCCAACCCCCGCUCGAUCUACGAUUUUGUAGUGCGGGUGCACGAACGUUGCGCCGAGUACCGGAACGGGCCGAUCGUGAUCGUCGAUAGAUACGGAGGAUUCCAAGCGUGCCAAUUUUGUUGCAUUAGUUCGCUGGCGAUGCAGCUGGAGCAGGAUCAAACGGCUAAUGUGUAUACAUACGCUAAAUUGUACCACAACAAACGCCCGGGUAUCUGGAGUUCGUACGAGGAUAUCCGGCAGAUCUACCGGAUACUGUCGUACAUGCCCAAGGAUCUGGGACUGCUGAAGUGUACCGAGUUGCGGACGGAGUUCGACGAUGCCGCCAUCAUGACAGCCACACCUGAUCUGUACAGUAAGAUUUGUAGCAACGGUAGUAUUAAUACCCAUUUGAACAGUGGAACUGUGGGGUCUGGUGGAGUUGAUGGAACUGGUAAUGGUGGUCCUCCGAAUGCGGAAGCUCCUACGGGGAACGGUACGAACAAUGGCGGACCGACGACGACCAUCCAGAACGGUGGAACUGUGAUUGUUAAGAUGAACGGGGAAGACAACGACGAACUGUCAGUGGUGGUGGCCACCAGUAACCAUCUGAACCUGGAUCAUAACCAAACGUAAGGAGCAAAUGGUUGGAAAAUGGUGUUGCCAUUUUUUUAACUCUACGAAACACGUGUUAACCCAUCAGUCAGUUAGUCAGCAUGUCUCAUUAUGAUUCGGAAUCGAGUUUUGGAUUUUUUCCGGGACCGAUUUCCGGAACGAAGUUAUUUAUUAGCCAACUAGCUGUAGAUUAUGACGAAAUCAUUUUAAAGCAAAUAAGCUGCUCGAUUGUGUCUGGUAUUGUGAAUUUGUUGAAAACGUUCUAACAUCACCAGUGACGAAGUGUUACCUUCUAGACUUGAGAGGUUCCCCUCCCAGAAGACGUUCCUCUCUAUCCAUCCUGUACCAACUUAGAUUUGUUGCAACAUUUGUUGUGUUCCUGUGCACCUUGGAAGCAUGUUUUGUGUCUCUAAAUAUCCUGCUACGCAUAUUACAGACAAGUAUCAUUACUUUUAUUUACCCUUCGCCCAGGUAAAACUGAUCUCACAACGAUGCUCAUUUGAUUUUCGUUUGUAUUUUUACAAAAAGUAAUCAUAAUCGUCGUCCGUUCUCCACUAAACAAUCCGGAAGGUGAAGGUAACACUUCGGGGUUCUAGUCGAAAACUAAACUAAAAAACAGACAAAAAUACCACGAAAGCGCACACACAGCGUUUCUUUUGGAAUAUCGUGGAAAAUUAAAAAAAAAAACUUCAUCGGUAGCUAGCGCGUAGCUUCACUCGGGACGGACAAAACGAACAAAUAAAGUUUACGCGUAACUAUUUUGUAGCGGAAUAUCCCUUUACAAUACAAAAACAAACCUUCCGCAAAUGGCCAAGUAAUAAUUUUGCAACUACAUUAUUUCAAAGUACAACGACCGUUUAAUUCUUGUGUUUUGUUCCAUCGCGCGUGUAAAUAUAGGAAAAUAAAUAAAAUUAAAAGAAACCAAAAAAAAUAUGGUAAACCGAAUUAUGUGAUUUUCGUUAAUCACCGUUAUUCAAUCGGACCUGCAAGGAUCUACUCAACAAGAAGGUUAUUAAAAUAAGAAGGAAAAACACAAACGUUUGGCCGAAUUGUUCCCUCUUGAAAUUCAAAUUCUAGGGGAGACAUCACAGAAAAGACUGGUUUUCUAAUUAUCAUUUCAAAUUACGUGGGGCGGGUUAGAUAAAAUGAAAAGGAUGAUCAUUGAACAAAAGAAAAUAUAAUUGAUAAACUAAACACAAACAUAUACCCACAUCAUACAUUAACUCAUUCCGACAAUUGGUUAGAGAACAAUUGAAAUUGCUACAGCACCACCAUCAAAUUUGAAAACAUAUGACACAACUCGAAAUCACUUAAACAUAAAAUAAAAGGGUUACAAAAGUUUAAAUACACAAAAAAAAGAAAUAGUACCAUAAAAAUACAUAAGUAACUCAUUGUGCCGGGUCGUUUUGUGUAGGUGCCAAAAGAUGUCUCAGUUGGUUGAUCGCAUUGUUCUAGUUUCGAUUUUAAUUCGUCAUCAAUACUCACAAAUCGGUAGAACAAAUUCAAAACUUCUGCGAACAUUUCGCCUUAGGAAAAUUGAAAUGUAAAUUGGCGAUAGUUUAAUCUGUCCUUUCAUUCGCUCACUCAUCUGUAAAAAUAACAAUGACUCAAACCCUUUAUUUUCAGUCAAGACGCCAUAAUGAAGAAUGAAGUUUACAAUUUCUGACGACAUUGUCAAAUCUCUAAUUGAAUUGUAAAACCGAUUUUUAAACCUCUAGAAAACCUUGACACAGAUGGGACAUUUGAACUCUAAUUACUUAUCUUUUGACAAAAGUUAUAGCAAGAUCAAAAGCAACACUGUUUAGGGGUGCAGAAAAUCAGACUAAUUAUUCAAGAAUUUGAUUCUAAAUUGUCAUUAGUGAUGUUUCUUGAAUUUCGAUUCAAAAAUUGAGCUUUGAAAUUUGAUUAAGAUUUUACGUUCUGAUUCUAAAUACCCUAUUCCAAUUUUGAAUUUAUUAUUUAAUAAUUGCAGCGUAACGUUUAGUGUUGCUAUUUAUACUUGUUUCAUAUAAUUUCACGCGAUUUUGGCAUCUUAAAAUUUAUAGUUCUAUGUUCCAUCAUCAUACCCUAGCCCUCCACGCAAAAAAAGAACGAAUUUAUUCAGCCGUACUUUGAACAACUUCUGUGUUUUUCUUUUUUCCUCAAAUUUAUAAAAUGAAUGAAGAAAGCCUAACGUUUCGCGGCAACACUACACUUUAGAUAUUGAUAAUUAUUUGUCAGGUGAAAACAAACAGAAGCACACAACUAACAACUCGAACUAGAUAAAUAUUUCGUGGAAAACUCAAGUCCAAAUCAUAAUAAAAUCGAUUAGUAACGAACAGAGCACGGUUAAUAGAAUACACAGAAUUACUAGAAAAAAUUUGGAGCAUUAGUUGAAAUUUAAUGAAAAACAAAAAAAACGGAUAUCUCAAUCGAACUAGCAAACAUAAACACGCAUGGAAAAUUUUUAAAACAACAAACCAAAAUCAAAAUUCUCGGAAAAAUGUUAAAAUCAAAUUUGGUUUUUGUUCAGAAUACAGUUUAGGGGUCGUUAAAACGAUUUAAGAAGAAACAAACACGUAAACGGAGUGAACUAUUGAUUGACUGAGGUGCGAUUUAGUAUUGGACUUUCUGUGAAACCCCAACAAGCAUAUGAAGGAUGAUGAGUGAAAAACUCAAACACAAAACAAAUACUACGUAAACAUUUUGAUUCAGAAAAGGUAACUCAAAAGAAUAGAAAAACAAAAUACAAACAUUAUAAGUAGGAACUAUGCAAAUUUAGUAAGGUAGGUAACAUUUCUGAAACGAAAAACGAAAGGAUGGACAAUGGAACAGUCUUACAAAUGAAAAGUAUGAAAAAUUGGAAACCAUAUGUAGGUAACUCCAUCUUUGUAGCAGGGCAUGCAAGAGGAGUACAUUUACCCUAAACAGUGGCCCCACAUUUGUGUUUGCCAAUGUGAGCGAUAAAGGUAUGGAGAAAAGUGCGAACAUUUAGGUAUUACCUGCUAACUUCAAGUUAGCGAGAACCAUCCUGUAGAAGCAGGAGA